Messenger RNA from Carica papaya (papaya), 843 nucleotides. NCBI's taxonomy places the organism in Eukaryota, Viridiplantae, Streptophyta, Magnoliopsida, Brassicales, Caricaceae. The record is from RefSeq and is a predicted model, not a curated record.
AUGGAGCCUCCUAGGAAGUCAAAGGGCCGCCAAAAGAUUGAGAUGGUGAAGAUCAAGAAGGCGACGAAUCUACAAGUUACCUUUGCCAAACGUCGGGCUGGCAUUUUCAAGAAGGCGAGUGAAAUUAGCACGCUUUGUGGCACUGAAGUUGCAGUGAUUAUUUUUUCACCUACCAAGAAAGUGUUCUCUUUUGGCAGUCCUUCCGUAGAAAAGUUGAUCAAUCGAUUCAAUGGCCUGAUAGAACAACCUCCUUCAGCUAACAGACCUGCUCUUGAGGAAUUACAGGAGAAUGUUAUAAAACUCGCAAACGAAAAAGAUGCUGAAGAAGACAAUAUUAAUCCUAAUUCUGAUGAUCAGCUUUUUCUUGGAAGCUCUUCCAAUGGAACUAGACUUCUGUUCGAAUCUAUCCCCUUCAAUGCUGCUGUUGGUCCCAGAAACGUGGUUAAUCCCAACAUGGUUAAUCCAAACGUGAUUAGUCCCAGCAUGAUUAAUCCAAACAUGGUUAAUCCUGCAGCUUAUAUGAAGAUGCUUCUUAAUAUGCUCAACAACAAUAAUCCAAACAUGCCCGUGUCCAAUUCCAUGAUUCCCAGUAAUCCAAACAUGGUCUCCAAUGUCAUGCCUACCAACAGUAACCCUACAAACAUGAUGCUGUCGGCAGCCAAUCUGAUGAUCGACAAUGAUCAAAACACGGUUCCAGCUAAUCAUAUGAUGAUGAACAAUGACCUCAACGAUUCAAACAUGAUGUAUACUAAUGGUCUCAACAGUGUGGACAUGAUACCAGCUACAGGAUAUAAUAUGACUCAGAAUAAUGGUGGAAAUGGGCAGGAGUUUUUCUCAAUUUGA